This is a messenger RNA of Desarmillaria tabescens, 1014 nucleotides long. RefSeq names its product glycoside hydrolase. The coding region runs from base 1 to 1014 and encodes 337 amino acids. Gene Ontology annotation, biological process: carbohydrate metabolic process. Lineage: Eukaryota; Fungi; Basidiomycota; Agaricomycetes; Agaricales; Physalacriaceae. The transcript is spliced from 11 exons. The record is from RefSeq and is a predicted model, not a curated record. Gene Ontology annotation, molecular function: hydrolase activity, hydrolyzing O-glycosyl compounds.
AUGCUGCUGUGCUGUCUUCUGGUGCUCGCACUUUUCUUUUCAUCUUCUGCCCUAGCCGAUGCUGGAGACGCUCAGAUCGUUUUGGACCUUGGUAGUACGAAUUCAACUCAGGGUACCCCUCACUGGGUCGUGUAUGCCGAUCAGUAUGUAUCGGGAGUUACUGGUCCUCCAGCAGCAUCCACUCUCGAGGGUUAUAAUGUCUUUAUCCUCUCUUUCCUCCUUACAGAGGGAGCAUGGGACAAGGCAUACGAAUGGACGACGUUGACAGCGGACGAGAGAACGGCCAUCAAGUCCGAAUAUGCUGCAGCUGGAAUCAAGCUUCUCGUGUCUGUGUUUGGUUCUACGGAUGUUCCUACGACGUCGGGAGCAGAUCCUAAUGCUACAGCUGCGACAAUGGCUGCAUGGGUUAUAGAGUACGGCUUGGAUGGUAUUGAUGUCGAUUACGAGGACUUUGCUGCGAUGAACAGCGGUACAGCCGAGCAAUGGCUGAUCAGCUUUACUACUGCACUUCGUGCGUCCUUGCCUAAGGAUAAGUAUAUUAUCACUCAUGCUCCCGUCGCUCCUUGGUUCACACCGAAUACUUAUGUAGGCGGCGGUUAUACCAAGAUCAACCAGGAAGUAGGCGAUUUGAUUGAUUGGUACAAUAUACAGUUCUACAACCAAGGAUCUACCGAGUACGCCGACUGUGGUGGCUUACUCACUGCUUCGUCUAGUACAUGGCCAGAGACCUCACUGUUCGAGAUCGCUAACAACGGAGUCGAUCUUUCGAAGCUAGUCAUUGGAAAGCCUGCCACAGCAAGUGAUGCGACCAAUGGCUACAUGAAUACCUCGAUGUUGGCCACUUGUUUGGAAACCGCUAAGAAAGCGGUUGGGGUGCGUGUAAUCAAUCUUGUGCCGAACCGAAUGGGUCACUCAUACUGCUAUCUCACAGCUGGUGGCGCGAUGGCGUGGCAGUACCCAAAUGCUGAUGCCUCGUGGAUCUCUACGGUUCGUUCACUUUCUUGGCCUGUUUGA